AUGGUGCCCAGGAUUUUUGUUGUUUUUAGUAAUGGGUCUGGCGAGAAGUCUAUUUUGAAGAUUAGGAGCACUCGUUUAGUUGGGAUUAGAAAACAGAUAGCAACAAUUGCGUUGUAUUUUUGGAGUCUUCCUAGCUGUGCUGGAAAUCAGUUAAAUUUGCUGAGAAAUGUAACUCGCAAACUUGAAUCCGAUCUUCAUAGCAGUAAGAAGCGGUUUGCAGAACUUGCUGAGCAGUGUGAAUCGUUAAAGAAGGAACGAGAGGCAUCUGAUGAAAGAGAGGAGGCUUUAAAUGAGUUGAAAUCCAUUCAGCAAAAGCAUACUGAGGUGAAGGAAGAAAUGAAACAAUAUGCGGACAAUGAUCCCGCUGCCUUUGAAGCAAUGAGAAGUGCAAUUGAAGUUGCUCAUUCAGCAGCUAACAGAUGGACAGAAGCUCAGAUAACAGAACUUGUCUUGUUUAGAGAUGCAUUAAAUCUAUUCCCUUUAGUUGAUGGGCAGUUAUACCAUGAAAACUCUGUUUAG
This is a messenger RNA of Humulus lupulus (European hop), 519 nucleotides long. RefSeq names its product meiotic nuclear division protein 1 homolog. The record is from RefSeq and is a predicted model, not a curated record. Lineage: Eukaryota; Viridiplantae; Streptophyta; Magnoliopsida; Rosales; Cannabaceae. The coding region runs from base 1 to 519 and encodes 172 amino acids. The transcript is spliced from 9 exons.